CUCCUAAUGCGAGGAGCGAGUUGUGUCGGCCAUUUUGCGAGAGAAAAAUAGCCUGGACGGUGUGAGGUCCUUUGGUUUUGUUUUAAGUCCGUAUUUUCGUCUUUAAAGAUUUUUAAAGGGCUACCUACUGCUAACGCCAAAAGGCACGGCAGAUAAGCGCCGGUAGAUUUCAUCUCCACACAGUUAUCGUCCUAAUAUCGCAUGUCCACUAUCCAGAACCUCCAAUCUUUCGAUCCCUUUGCUGAUGCAACCAAGGGUGACGACCUGCUCCCGGCCGGGACCGAGGAUUACAUCCACAUAAGGAUCCAGCAGCGGAACGGCCGCAAGACCCUGACCACCGUGCAAGGGAUAGCCAAUGACUACGACAAAAAGAAGCUUGUGAAGGCCUUCAAGAAGAAAUUCGCCUGCAAUGGCACUGUGAUCGAGCACCCGGAGUACGGGGAAGUUAUUCAGCUUCAGGGAGACCAGCGGAAAAAUAUCUGCCAGUUCUUGCUUGAGGUCGGCAUUGUCAAGGAAGAGCAGCUGAAGGUGCACGGGUUCUAAAGUGACACCGGAGCUGCCUACACCUCAGCCCCUGUGAAGCUCUCCAAACAGUGAACAAAGUUUAGCAACAUGUCUGACAGGAUACAUACGAUGCAUAUAAUUUUAGUCAGAUCGUUUAAUUUGAAUUAAACUAUGGCAAAAGUGUGGAUGUUUCUUUUUGGGAAUUUUUAAAUGAAUAAAACAAACCUGAAUGAUAGGCAA
Messenger RNA from Brienomyrus brachyistius, 744 nucleotides. RefSeq names its product eukaryotic translation initiation factor 1B (gene eif1b). Gene Ontology annotation, cellular component: eukaryotic 43S preinitiation complex. Bases 202 to 543 code for a protein of 113 amino acids. The transcript is spliced from 4 exons. Gene Ontology annotation, biological process: translational initiation. Gene Ontology annotation, molecular function: translation initiation factor activity; ribosomal small subunit binding; RNA binding. The record is from RefSeq and is a predicted model, not a curated record. NCBI's taxonomy places the organism in Eukaryota, Metazoa, Chordata, Actinopteri, Osteoglossiformes, Mormyridae.